AUGGCACUGGACUUUAUCGCUGAGCAUUUCACCGCAGUUGGUGAGCAGUUUGGUGAGUCUCUUAUUCCUGCUCAUCAGGCCUUGAGAUUAGGUCGACAGGAGAAGCUCGCCUCUUUGGACAAGUCAUUAUUGGUGGAGAUCUUGCGCUACUUAGCCGACCAUCACACAAUCAACAACGCUGGUCGUAAAGUUUGA
Perkinsus marinus ATCC 50983 is the source of this 195-nucleotide messenger RNA. RefSeq lists its product as hypothetical. The coding region runs from base 1 to 195 and encodes 64 amino acids. The record is from RefSeq and is a predicted model, not a curated record. The transcript has a single exon. NCBI's taxonomy places the organism in Eukaryota, Perkinsozoa, Perkinsida, Perkinsidae.